This is a messenger RNA of Syngnathoides biaculeatus (alligator pipefish), 6215 nucleotides long. Its product is annotated as transcription factor SOX-13-like. The transcript has 15 exons. Gene Ontology annotation, molecular function: RNA polymerase II cis-regulatory region sequence-specific DNA binding; DNA-binding transcription factor activity, RNA polymerase II-specific. The record is from RefSeq and is a predicted model, not a curated record. Gene Ontology annotation, biological process: regulation of transcription by RNA polymerase II; cell fate commitment. Lineage: Eukaryota; Metazoa; Chordata; Actinopteri; Syngnathiformes; Syngnathidae. Gene Ontology annotation, cellular component: nucleus. The coding region runs from base 636 to 2465 and encodes 609 amino acids.
GAGGUGAGCUGGCCGCAGAUGAGAGGAGGACGGUGCCGUAUGUUCCGGUGUGACACUAGGAGCUCAAGGCGAAACUGUACUGUAUAUCCUCCUCCGGAGAACUGGAGAAAAGCGAGCGGGGACUAAACCACUCGCGUCUCAGCACCGAUGUGGUUUGGCUAGCUUGGAGAAAGAAGACGAGGAGGUCGACGGAAGUUUUUUGUUGUUGUUGUUGUUGUUUUCUUGAGGAGUUUAGAAACGCACCAGCACUGCCUGCUCACAGUCAUUCCUCUUGAAGCUGAUAUGGAUUUCUCUCCACAUCUGUCAACUCUGUUCCCGAGUUGGUCGACACAUUCCCCUGGCAUUGUUAUCCAGCCGGUUUCCUACGGCCAGCGGCUUUUGUCAGUCUCUCCCCCAUUGUCCUUGCUUCCUUUGUUCCCCAGCUUCAACAAUGGCUUUGUUUUUCCUCUUUAUAUAUAUGUGCACUUUUUGACAUUGUGUGUUCUGUUUGUUUUGUUCUGCUGUCUGGUCUGUUUUUCUUUCCCCUCAUUGCAGAAUGGGGAAAUAUAAACAUAUAGACACAAGCACACCCUUUCUCAGUGACUGUGGUUCAAAUUCUCUGACUCAAUCACGGGCAGCAACCCCCACACAGAGGAAUGGUUGAGCCUAGCUCUCCAGCGAUGCACCUCCUCUCCAAUAUGGAAGGCAGCCUGACAUGUGUUGGUGUGAAAGUAGAACGUGACGAUAUCAGUAGAGGAACUGGACUCAUCAACACCGAACCUACUCUAAAGAUGUCCCCCUCUCGUGACUGGGUUGGGAGUCAGCCACUGAUGGCUCGUCAACUGACCCCACCACUUUCCUGUUCACCUUUGGAGGGUUCUCCAAGUAAAGACAUGCCACACUUACAAACCCAAGUGACACUCAAGGAGACAAAGCUCCAGGAUCCACCAAAAGGGCAGUCCAAGGAAGGAAACCCAGAAUCUCUAGCAGAGAAGGAGCUCCAGUUGUUAAUGAUGAUCAACCAACUGAGUGGACUCAGGGAGCAGCUCCUGGGAGCCCACUCUGAGCAGAGGAACAUGGCUGCCUUGCUUCUGGAAAAACAGCAGCAGCAAAUGGAGCUAGCCCGGCAGCAACAAGAACAGAUUGCUAAACAACAACAGCAGCUGAUCCAACAGCAGCACAAGAUCAACCUUCUUCAGCAGCAGAUUCAGGUAAACAUGCCCUACGUGAUGAUCCCUGCUUUCCACCCCAACGCCCAGUCUCUUUCAGUCCCCUCUGACCCACAGAUAAACUUGCCAUUGCAGCCAAUCCCUUACAAGCCAGCUGUGGAUUAUCCCAUGCCACUACUGUCCCCGCCCCUCAAGAGGAGUGGUCGUUCCAUCCGACAGGAAGCAGGUCAGCCCUUGAAUCUGACAUCCAAGCCUAAAGGACUGGAGCUGGGGAAAGCCCAUAGUCCAAAAUGCAUGGAAGUGGGAUCACUGGCGGUGCAGGGCACCUACAUACACAGAGAUAUGCCAAAGGAUGGGUCAGACAGCCCACCGCGAUCUGCCCUCACUUUAUUCAGAGACAGUGAUGUAGUCACCCAGGCCAUCCAUGAUGCCCAGCAGCUACUGAGGAGUCACAAUGCUGGAGUCCAAGAGAGAGACACACAGAGAGAAACCAACAGAGAAACCAGCAGAAAAUUGGUCAGCAACUCUCCAAAUGAGCGCAAAUAUCCUCCUUGUGGUGAAAGAAUUGUGCACGCUGAGCAAGGUGACGACCGGCACACAUUGCUGUCCACUGACGACCACCUCAGCAGUGACUCUGAGAGUACUCUGCAGGUCCGAGGCAGCUACUCUGAACCGCGCCCACCUCCGUCUUCAGGCCACAUCAAGAGACCCAUGAAUGCCUUCAUGGUUUGGGCCAAGGAUGAACGCAGGAGAAUCCUGCAGGCCUUUCCUGAUAUGCACAACUCCUCCAUCAGCAAAAUCCUGGGCUCCAGGUGGAAGUCCAUGUCCAACCAGGAGAAACAGCCUUACUAUGAAGAACAGGCCAGACUGAGCAGGCAGCACCUAGAACGCUACCCCGACUACAAGUACAAACCCCGGCCCAAACGCACAUGUAUCGUGGAGGGGCGGAGGCUGAGGGUGGGCGAAUACAAAGCCAUGAUGAAGAGCCGCAGACAGGAACAGAGGACACCCUACACUAGGAGUCCAACAGAACCACAGUCUAUCCACUACUCUCCCAACGACGCCUUGUACCUGGCCGGUGGCGGGGGCGGCAGCUCCGCCUCCAUGCCGUCCAUGUCCUUUCACUCCUCUCUCCUGGAGCACUACCUGCCGCAGCCACAGCAGACGUCACACCGAGUCGAGACCCCAGCCACGGUUGCCCCUCUGCCCCGUUUGAGGCAGACGGACCAAGAGCUGGAGCAGGCACCGUACAGCGAAGGAGAGGAAAGUGACAGAGGGGAGAGAAGUGAGGGGGAACUUGUGCUCCUCACAGAUUGAAAAGAAUUCAGAAUUAUUAUGAUUGUUAUAAUUCAGAAUGAGCUGGGCAUAAAAGAAGGGAUUCGGUUAUCACUGAAUUUGAGGAAGCCCCAUUUGCUUGUAAAUGAUCCCCACUCACCCCCAAUGCAAAUAAAUGCAAGCUCUUAUCUCACUCAUUUCAUGUCACAAUAAGGACGUCCAUUAAGAGGCAGCCAAUGUCAAGUUACCAUACAGGUUAUCAGGUUACAUUUUUUUCUUGCCCCAAUGUUGGUGGUCAAGAAGGCGAUGGAUUCGACAUGGAAGAGAUGACCAAUUUCUCUUCGAUUUGGGUCAUGGUUGACUUAUUUGUACGCCUGCAUUGCCUCCUGCUGAUAAAGUCAGACUGUCACAAUGUAGGCAAAUUUUUAUUUUUGCUUAUGAGCCUUUAAAAUGACCUUAUUGAGAAUGUUGAAUGCAUGGUGGGCCAAACGUCUGGCUUAUAUAUUGUUUGCACCUUUGCUGUGUAUCCAGGUCCCUGUUUUCUUUGUUCAGAUACAGCUUUACUGCACAAAAUCUGCAUAUAUAUUUAUAUACACACAUACAGUAUAUAUAUAUAGAAAGAAAAAAAAUAAGUAUUUGAACACCCUGUUUUAUUGCAAGUUCUCCCACUUAGAAAUCAUGGAGGGGUCUGAAAUUUUCAUCGUAGGUGCAUGUCUACUGUGAGAGAGAUAAUCUAAAAUGAAAAAUCCAGAAAUCACAAUAUUUAAUUUUCUUAAUGAUUUAUUUGUGUGAUAUAGCUGAAAAUAAGUAUUUCAAACCUAAGAAAACCAAUCUUAAUAUUUGGUACAGUAGCGUUUGUUUGCAAUUACAGAGAUCAAACGUUUCCUGUAGUUGUUCACCAGGUUUGCACACACUGCAGGAGGGAUUUUGGCCAAGUCCUCCACACAGAUCCUCUCUAGAUCGGACAGGUUUCUGGGCUAUCGCUGAGAAACAUGGAGUUUCAGCUCCCUCCCAAGAUUUUUUAUUGGGUUUAGGUCUGGAGACUGGGUAAGCCACGCCAAAACCUUGAUAUGCUUCUUACGGAGCCACUCCUUGGUUUUCCUGGCUGGGUGUUUCGGGCCAUUGUCAAGUUGAAAGACACAGCUACGACCCAUCUUCAAUGCUCUGACUGAGUGAAGAGGUUGUUCCCCAAAAUCUCACAAUACAUGGCGGCGGUCAUCCUGUCCUUAAUACAGUGCAAUCGUCCUGUCCCAUGUGAAGAAAAACACCCCCAAAGCAUGAUCCUACCACCCCCAUGCUUCACAGUAAGGAUGGUGUUCUUGAGAUGGAACUUAUCAUUCGUCUUCCUCCAAACACGGUUAGUGGAAUUAUGAGCAAAAAGUUCCAUUUUGGUCUCAUCUGACCACAAAACCUUCUCCCAUGACUCCUCUGUAUCAUCCAAAUGGUCAUUGCCAAACUUAAGACGUGCAGGGGAACCUUCCAUGGCAUGUAUGAUUUCAAACCAUGACGUCUUAGUGUAUUACCAACAGUCACCUUGGAAACUGUGGUCCCAGCUCUUUUCAUGUCAUCGACCAAGUCCUUUCGUGUCAUCUUGGGCUGAUUCCUCACCUUUCUAAGGAUCAUUGAGACCCCACAAGGUGAUAUCUUGCAUGGGGCUCCACUCCGAUUGAGAUCGACCGUCAUGUUGAGCUUCUUCCAUUUUCUUAGGAUUGCUCCAACAGUGGACCUUUUUUCACCAAGCUCCUUGGAUAUUUCUCUAUAGCCCUUUCCAGCCGUGUGGAGUUGUGCAAUUUUGUCUCUAGUGUCUUUGGACAGCUCUUUGGUCUUGGCCAUGUUACAAGUUUGAGUCUUACUGAUUGCAUGGGGUGGACAAGUGUCUUUAUCCAGCUAACGACCUCACACAGGUGCAUGUGGCUCAGGAUAAAACAUGGAGUGGAGGUGGGCUUUUAAAGGCGGACUAACAGGUGUUUGAGGCCCCGGUUGCUCAGUGGUUAGAGCACUGGUUUGGUAAACCAGGGGUUGUUGGCUCGUAUCCCACGGGGGCCUCCACUCCCUGAGAAGGGUUGCAUCAGGAAGGGCAUCCGGCGUAAAAAAUUGUGCCAAACAUAUAUGUGCGUUCAUCUGAGAUGACACUGUGGCGACCCUGAAAGGGACAAGCUGAAAGAAACUACUAACAGGUCUUUGAGGGUCAUAAUUCUAGCUGAUAGACAGGUGUUCAAAUACUUAUUUGCAGCUGUAUUCCACAAAUAAAUCAUUAAAAAAAUCAUACAUUGAGAUUUUUUCUUUUUAGAUUACCUCUCCCACAGUGAACAUGCACCUACGAUGAAAAUUUCAGACACCUACAUGAUUUCUGAGUGGGAGAACUUGCAAUAUAGCAGGGUGUUCAAAUACUUAUUUUCUUCACUGUAUGUAUAUACAAAAGAUAUAUAUAUAUAUAUAUAUAUAUAUAUAUGUGUGUGUGUGUGUGUGUGUAUUACCUCCUACAUGGCACUCAUAGUAUUCUAGUGCCACGUUCUGCAAUUUUUGAAGUUGUGCUGGAAAGAGUUUACAAUUGGAAUUUAUGUUCAGUGAUUGAUACAAUAACUCAGUCAGAAAUAGUCUUACUUGUGUGUAGUUCCUUUUUGAUAAAAUUACAUAUUGGCCUUUUUUAACACCUUUUAUUGCAUUCUUCCAUAGAUAUCAAUCAAAACAUAGUGAUGGUUAUGAAAUGAGCCAUUGGUUGGCAUGUCUGACCCUCUGCCAUCAACUGGCAACAUCUAAGGUGUAGCCAGCCUCCUGCCCCAAAGCCAACUGGGAUCGGCUCCAGCUCACUGGUAACCCAAAUGAGUACAAUCUGUAUAGAAAGUGGAUGGAUGGUUAUGGAAUGUUUUUGGGUUAUGUGUCUGAAUGAAUGUCAAUGUCUGAAUCAGUGUGUAGUCAAUGUGUGGGGAUCAUUCAUGCCAUACUCAGUCCUCACCUUCCAGAGUGAAAUAAGGGGUUAUGCUGUCACUGAUUUAUGCUUGAAACCAAAUCUGAAUUUUGUAUAUUCAUUCACUUAUAUGUAUCCUGUACUGUAUUAUUUGCUGUAAGAGUUUUUCAACUGGAAAAAAAAAGUACAUUUGUAGUUGUCUGUAAGACGUUUAGGUGAAUGUGAUGGAAAACAUAUAGAAAACAAAAGUGGCUGCUUCAUUUGAAAUGCAGUGCAAAUCAAGGUAUUCCAGUCACUCUAAAUACUGACCUAACAUCAAAACACUGGGUUUAAUUCCUCUUUGGAUAAUUCUCAGAUUAACCAGUCAAAAAGGGUCAAUCUCAGAUCUGAGGAUGCGACGAUGAAAAUCAAAGGAAUCAUCAGAGGAAAAUUCACUAUUCUGUUUUAAUGGCAACAUCCUGCUAUUGCACUGGUCUUUACUCCUACUGAUGUAAAUAUAGAAAGAUACUUUAUUUUGUUUUAUAAGAGCUUGUGUAAUUUAAAAGUAUAUUCUGUUUUGUCUGGUUUAUUUUCGUGAAAAAUUUAAAAAAUGCAUUUUGCUCUAAUUGCAUCUGCGUCCACACACCGUAUGGAGGCCUACUGCAGGGUUGUCCAACUCAUUUUAGUUCCGGGGGCACAUCCACCCUAUUUUUAACUCAAGUUGGUUUGACCUGUAUAUUUGAGGCCUAAUAAGCUGCAAAUAACUAUUCCAAUUUUUUUUCCAUUGUUUUUGUGCAAAUAAUUACAAGUACAAUUAGAAAAUAUUCACAUUAUCUUAUUCCAAAUUUUGUUGCAAAUCAUAUGAGCAAUGUGAAAUCUGUAAAUUAAAAUGAGUGCAGUUUCAA